CUCAGUCGCUUACGUGCGCGUCGCUACAGUAAUAUUAUUACUGGCCGUAAACAAAAGCCGAUUAUCGAAAUGUAGAAACUAUCGAAAGUGUAAUAAAAAAAGUAAAAUAAAAAAAUAUAAUGACAGGAAAAAGCGCGCGCGAGUAACAGGACCAACUGUCAGAUUUUCCCGCCAACGCGUUUUGUAUGUAAACAAAACCCUUAAAAUGUCGUUGCAUUAAUUUUCUCUAAAGUGUCGUCUCCACAUUUUUUUUAAUUGUGAACUUUUUAAAAAAAACCCGUUCAAAAACAGCCAGUAGUCCGUACCGAAACGUCGCUGCAAACAGUCAUGGUUCCCGAACGUUAGCUGGCGGCCGCCAUGUUCAAUUUCUUUAAAAAGAAAGCCGCGCCCGACGCGUUGCGGAAAAAUCCGAACGAUUCGCUGAAGGCAGUCGACGCGCGCGCGCGACACGAAAAUGAUGUAACGAAUGAAAAAGCCAACGUGGUGCCCAAGGAUGUGGUCAACUUGCUCAUACCUGAAACCGAUUACAAUCAGAAGACCGGCGUAGGUGCAAUAUUACAGAUAAUGGCGGGCAAAAGGAAGAGAAACAAGAAGAAAAGGACCGAGUCCUGCCGGGUGAGUCCGCUCAAAGAGACGCCUGUGAAUCUACAGCGGAGUAACUCUGACGUCGAGCGGUGCGCGCCUACGCCCGCCGAAAAUAAACAAGACGCAGACGCCGCCGAGUUCGUGAAAGCAUUAGUUCUACAGAAAUACGCAACGAAACCGGACCGUCAUGUGUCGUUGGUAUACGUGAACGAACCUGUCUUGGACGAGAAGCGACAUGCGGAGGCGCUACUCCGCGAGAUAGCGAGGAGUAUUGACUGUACCAUAGACAAAAUAAAUGAGAAUCAAAUGGGAGGCACUGACAGCAAGGAGCACACCGAACCUGUUUACGAAACAAUCGACAGAGAGAACGGAAUAGAUACGUACAAAAACGAAUUGAAGGGCGAAUUGGAGAAGCUGCUGCAGAUCGAAGCUGAUAACGAUAAGGCCGACGAGUCACCGGCCCUGAAGAAGAAAUCGAAUUUGAAACCGCCGAAAUCGGAUACCGAGGGUUGUUCCGACGAUGACAGAUCGGAUUCCGGUAAAAAGCGUGUGACAUUUAGAAAGCAUAUCGUAUUCGAUGAUGGCGAACAGCAGACCGACGAGGAAGUCGAUUCGUCAUUCGAAUCGCUCACCUCCGAAGAGGAAGAGGAGGAAUAUUUGGAGGAAUCGAUACCAGGCAACGAUGAAUUGGUCGGAGGUUACGUAGUAUCGAGUAACGAUAGUGACAAUAAGACUGUGAUAAAUGUAAAUGAGGACGUAUCCGAUGGCGUUAAGGUUCAAAUUGACGAGAACUUGAGAAGGAUCUCAAGCGAUAAUAGUGACAGUGGUUUUAUAGAAGGUGACAGUGAGUUAAAGAGUGUAGAUGUAGAGACGGACAGUGAAGUGAGUGAGAGUGAGACGGAAGAGGAAGUUACAGAGGAAGAAGAGGAAGAAGUCAGUAUAGCGGAAAUCAUCGAGCCGGGAGACCCGAAGCAUGUUGACAACAAGAAGUCCCUUGUGUCGCAAGAGAGCAAGUUCCAAACGCAAGUAGCGGCACUGACCGAGCUUGCGGACUCGAGGUGCGGCGAAUCGGAGCGCGCGAGAGAACUCAUAGCGGCCUACAGGAAGGAGAUAGAAGCGAAGGACCAGGAAAUAGAACAUUUAAAAUGCGAACUAGCAUCCGCGUACAAAGAGUCAGAGCUGGUGCGACAGCGGAGCCGAUCUCUGGAAGAGGAGCUCACAGCAGCCAGGAGCUGUUCUGCAGACCUAGCACAGCAGUUGCAAAGACGAAAUGAUGAAUCACUCCGUCAGCUAAGAUCUGAACUAGACGAUGCUUUGACACGACGAGCGGAAUUGGAGUCUCGAGUGUUGGCGUUAGAGCGAGACAAGGAUAGAUUGGAGCAGGAGAAAGUUUUACAAGAGCAGAAAGCCCAAGAGGCAAUAGCAGCAGCGGAAGCGAAUACAGCGAAAUGGCGAUCUGCGCACGAGUCGGCACGUUCGCAAGCGGCCGCACGAGCCGAGCGGAUGUUGGCCGAUUGCGAAUGGAAGAUGCGAGAGCUGGAGAAGAAAGCCCGGGAUGCGGAGAAACAAAAGAAAGAGCUUGCAGAUACAGUAGAACAACUAAAAGCCUCCCCCCCAUCGCCUGCACACAUCGCCGAGUUACAACAACUGAGGGGCCUAGCAACGGAACAACAGAGAUCAGUGGAAGCCCUCACUCUUCAACUGCAAAAGGUGGAGACGAGGGAAGAAGCGUUGAAGUUGGAAGUGCACAGGCUAAAGGAAGUGCUAGAUAAAGAGACUAGAAUUGGCAAAGAGAAGGAGGAACGGUAUUUGCAGAGCAUCCAGCGGCUGGAGCAGCGGCACUCGGAGGCGCUGGAGCGCGUGCGCGGCGAGCAGGCGGCGUCGCGCGCGGCGCUGGAGCGCGUGCACGCCGAGCGCACGCGCGCCGCGCUCGCGCAGCUGCGCGCCGACACCGAGCAGCGCGCGCGCAGCGCCGACCGCAAGCUGCGGGAGGUCACCACCCGGUUCGAAAACCUCAAAGAAGUUCUAGCAAGCAAAGAGUCGCAGUUCGAGAAAGAAAUAGCAGAAGCCCACAGCAAGGCCGACUGGGACAUUCUGCAGUUGAGGCACCUGCUGGACAAGGCGGAUAUAAACUAUGCCAACAAUAUAGAACAGAUGACUGAGCGAUUCGAGAAGGAAAAAGAACGUUUAAUAGAAGAAUGGUCAACUAAACUUCGUCAAGUAGAGGAGGAAGCAGCCACAGCGGCUGGUGAGGCUAAGCAGCUUCUAGAAACGACCCGAGCGAAACUGGUAUCGGAGAGGCUCGAUCAAGUCAACAAAUUGAAGGAACAACACCGACUUGAAAUGGAGCAACAAUGGGAACAAUUUAUGACCGAUAAAGAAAGUUGUCUUACACGCAUGAAGACGGAAUGCCGGCAAGAAGGAGAAGAAGAGAGAGUUAAAAGGGAGAAAGAGCUCUUGGAGGAAAUUGCAGAACUCAAAUCGCAAGUUCAGUCCAAAUCUUCAGAUUUUGAUAAUCUAGCAGUGAAAGCGGCUGCCUGCGGGCGAACAUUAGCAGUUACAGAGCAAGAGUUGAGAGAGGCACUUGCGAGAGAGAAGGAGCUAAGGGAGAAGAGGUCAGAAGAUACAACGAAAUUACGGCAAGUGGAGAGGGCGGGCAAAGACCAGAUAGAACAUUUGACUAGGAAAUGUGCUUGUUUGAGGAAACUUUUCGACGACAUGCGCGCGCGACUGUCCGCCCGCGAACGCACCGCGGAACAGGAGGCGCGAGCCAAGGAUAAAGAGCUCCACCAAUUGAGAGCAGAAGUGGCCAGGCUCACCAAGAUACUGGUGGAACAGAGCUCACCGAAGUUGGGCGCGCGAACCCGCGCGGACGGCUGCGAACACAUCCAACCGGAGGAGACGGCCUGCGACGCCCCCCGGCGGAAGGGAGGGACUCUACGUACUCCAGAGUUCGCGCGCAAACGUACACUACCGGAAAUUUUCGCGCCAUUGUCGGCGGUGCAAAUUCAAAAUGGCCGCCGCAGAGCCAGAAGUGUCGACUUGCCCGCCGUACAGGUUCCCGUUAGGAUUAAACAGCUGGAAGAGAAAAAUAAGGAAUAAAUUGUUUAAAUACAUAAAAUUGUGCUUAACGUCAUUGAAAUAUGAUAAUCAUUAUAAAAGAUUUUUAGGUGUGUAGCAAUUUUAUCAUGUCUACUAAGAGGUACCUUAUAAGUAGUGAUGGUAAUAUAUUGCAAUAUAUAUAUAUUUUAGUUACAACAUCUAUAUAUUGGUUCAAUAACGAAUAUGUUAAAUGUCUGUUAUCCAAUAUUUCAUGUCGAAAUGAAGAAACCGAUCAACAUUAAUAUAGAUAUGCGAUCAAUAUGGACAAUAUUGAUAUAAUGACCAUUUCCCACCAUCAAUGACCAUAUCGGUUUUGGAGCACCAGUGAAGGGUGAUAGAUGAGAAUGAAAACAGGCCAGUUAGUCCAUCAUGAUGAAUUCAACAGGAAUUAACCAUGAUAGUUUCCAGGGAGAACCGCGAGGAGGUCGACCUGGUUGGGUAUAUUGCUAGCAAUAGGAUUCUCAGUCUCCAUUACUAACAAUCCCUUUCCCCCCAAUAUAUAGAUAUUGGAACAAUACCCAUGCCUACUUAUAAAUACACUCUAAUCGCCUUAUUCAUAAAAACUUUAAACAACGAAUAAACCUAUUUUAGUUAUUAAAGAUGUAAUUACUUAAUCUAUGAUUAAAGAGGUUUUUUUUUCACUAAUUUCUCAAUUUGACAGAUAGUGACAAUACACUAAUAAGUUAACAUAGGUUUGUUUAUGGUUUUAUUUUCUUUUUUUUUAUGAAUAAGAAGGCAUAUGUUUUUAGGGAAGUUUCUAUGGCCGUUGCAAUCAUUUAUAACCGAAUAAGUAAUGCUAAAUUGACAACACGACGAUAUAUCAAAGAAGACGAAAGACUAAGAUGUAAAACUUAAUUCAUAUGUAAUCACAACAAUAGCAAAUUUAAUAUGUAAUUCUACGUCUUUUUAAUUUAAAAUAAUAUUCAAAACUUUAGAAACUUCCCUUCAAAUUAUUUAUAAUUUAGAAAAUUUUCAAUUUAGUAUAAUUUAAUUGCCUGGUAUAUUAAAAUCGUUUAAUACAAACAAACUAUAAAUAGGAAUGGGUAAUAGCAAUACAUAAUAAUAUAUAGUUAAUAUAUCUAUACAUUGGUUCAAUAACGAAUAUGUAUGUAAUAUUAAAAAUUAGCUAUCCAAUAUAAUAUCUAAAUGAAUAUAGAUUUAGAUAUCUGACUAGUAUGUGCGAUAUCUACGUAGGUAAUGGCCUAUUUUUCCCCAUUGAUGUCCAGAGAAACCAAAUACAUAGAUAUCGGAUCGCCACUGAUAUUACCCGUACCUAAUUAUAAACUAUCCAAUAAGAUGUGGCCAUAGAGGCAGCGAGAAAUUAUAAGGAGCGGAUAGUGAAGUCGCUACUAACCAAAUUCUUAGGAAUUAGUGAACUAGUACAGAAGGCGAUUUAAAAUAUUAUUUUAGUUUUUUUUUUUUUUAUAUUGUAGUGUAUUUUAAAAUAACCUCUGCGACUUCAUUGAAGGAUAUAAGCGUGAGGAUUUAUUUCAAAAUAUUUACUACCCGCCCCUAAAAUGCAGGGCCGGAUUAUAUAUAAAGUAGUGUAGAGAACUGCCUAGCAUAAAGAACCUGCGUAUCAACAAUAAUUUAUUUAUUUAUUUCCACUUUAUUGCACCAUUUGAUAUGCAUCUCCCACGCACAACCACUCUUUGGAAUCAACUUCCAGCAGCAGUAUUUCCGAACCGAUACGACAACAUAACCUUCAAGAAAAGAGCAUAUUCCCUUUUAAAAGGCCGGCAGCACACCUGCAAUGCCGUUGGUGUUAUGGGUGACCAUGGGCGGCGGUAGUCACUUGCCAUCAGGUGAGCCGCAAGCUCGUUUGCUCCUGUGUUGUAAAAAAAAAUUAUAAAAAUAUAAAUACAGUUUAUUUUAAUGAGAAGUGAAAAGGCGACCUUAUCGCUUAGCAAUCUCUUCCAGACAACUUUUGGUUAGAGAACAUUGGGAAAAAAGAUAAAGGGUAGGUUGCACACUAUUAUAUAGAUACUAAUGUAAGCAAACAUAUAUACAUAUAUAAACAAAUAUAUGCAUACUUAAUAAAACUCAUAUAAUAGGAGAAAAUAAGGGAGAAAGAUGCAGAAAGAACAUGGCAUUUUUUAGAGAAAUAUUCUUUAAAUUUUUAUUACAUUUGAAGAUUAUUUUUACCUCUUUUUUAUUACAUCAUCAUAUUUCAAAAUUAUAACAGUCGAGGUUGAUCCCAUCACUAGUUACCGCGCCUCCCGCGUCGAUACCGCCAUGCACAGGCAGUCAGUCCUCCGGCCUGCGGCUUACUAUCCGCACGUGUUCGCUCGUGCCCUCCUAACAGGACUAACCUCCCCAUAACUAACAAUCCUCCCCCCCAGUAUAUUUUGUAACCCGUUACAAGUUAUAUAGAAUAUUAUAGCAUUUUUUCGGAAACGAGACUUACAUUACCUAUGCACCCUGAAAUAAUUAAUCCGGCCCUGUUAAAACGUGCAAUAUGGUGGUCACAUAAUAAACAUCGCUGCCUCAAUAUUUAUUAUAACUUUAUACUCUUUAAGAUUCAAACGAAGCUUAUAACAUUGAAGAGAAAAGGGUAUCUAAGUUUUAAAUUUGAUUUAUUCCCUUCUGUUCUCUGCCAUCGAAUUAUAUAAACUUUAACUCCAAUACAAUUGCUUUUUCUCUUUCUCGCAGAGAAAUUUUAUAAACAGUACUUAAUAAGAACAAUCUGAUAUAAAAAGUAUUUUUUAAUUUUUAUAAUCUGUCAAACAGCUAUAAAGUAUUAUAAAAUUCUUUAAUAAAACUUUAGGUCUAAUUUAAAAUACCUCCCAUUGUAUAUUACUAAAUUUAUGUAUUUAACAAUUAAUAUAAUAAAUGUCAUAAAAAAAAAACGAAGAUAUUUCAUAAAGAGAUCUGCUGCUACUUCGGAAACGUCCAUUUACAAGCUCCAUCUUGAUACCACAUUUUGUAAACGUGAUUUUAAUAUCACUCAUUUCUUUAACAUAAUUUCAAAAUCACCCAUUUGAUACUUACACUGUCUCAAGUGUAUAUAGACUCUAUGGGCUAGUACACAGAGCUGUAAAAGUAUUUUAAAAAAAUAAAUUCAAGAAUGUUUACUACUCGAGGGUACAGACGUCAGAAAUGUCAGUUUCGAGACGUCAGAAAUCUCUAAAACUAUGUGUGAGUACAGACGUAUAUCGGAGUGUGUAACUAACCGAGCCAGAGACUUCAGGGUGAACAACGCUAUUGUCUACCCUUCAUAAGCGUCCACACAUACUACCUACUAAAAUAAAAUAAACGAAAGCCUCUCUCGUAAUACAACAGUCCAAUUAUGUUAUGAUAUUUUAUUGUCUGCCAGUAUUUAUUUUAACUAGCAACAUUAUAUUAUAAUUAAGUAUACAAUAUUUAAAUUACAGUGUAGUUAUAGUGAUUUAUCUAUAUUACUUUGUAGUUUUACUCUCGUGUAAUGUUAUGUUAAUAUACUUUAUUACUAUAAUUAUAAAAAUGUCCCAGUUAACAUUUGAUGUACGUAAUGCACAUACACUGAUCGCUGCUUGCGUGCAUAAAAAAAUCCUUGAGAAUUAUAUUCAUCCGCUAAUUCUGUAACAUAUUUAUGAACGUUGCUACAUCAUUUAAAAAAAAAACAAAAAUAUUAAUAAAAUAAAUGAGUAGUAUAAUUCUCUAUAAUUACUGAAGAUCAGGCUGUAUGGCUUAGUUCCUUUACCCUUCUCAUCGUGGAUAAAUUUAUACUAUCACUACGUCUAUGAUUAUAAAUUUCGAACAGAGAACAAAGGUGUCCUUUAUUCGGGAUUUAAAAAGAAAAAUAUGAAUUUAAAAAGUAUAAAGACGAAUAUAUCAUUGAACUAAAAGUACCACCCAUCAUAGUAUAUAUUAUAAUAAUUGUUCAGUGGAUUGCUUCUAAACCAAGACAAGUAACAAGUUACAUGUGUCAUCCAAGCCUGCGAUAUGUUGUGUACGAGAUAUAUUUUAUAUUAACUGGGAAUAUUAUAAUUAUGUUGAAGUGCAAUAAAUAAAUUUAGUUAAUCAUAUUUUUAUAGCUAGAACCAUAUUUGCCUGCAUUGUAGGAAAUAUGAACAUAUUACCACUUAUAAAAAAUUCAAAAUUUAUAAGAGAUCCGCCUUAGUGAUCCGUUGACUUUUAAAUUUUUCAAAAUAAGAGUCUUAGAUACUGCAACGUAAUUGCUACAUACAUACAUAGAAAUUCCUAAAAAAGUGAAAGCAUACGUUAUAAGUAUAUUCCACUCAUGUUUUUUUUUUUAGUCGUGACAUUUUUUACAAUAAGAACAUUUUUAAAUACAAUGGCAAAGGAAAAAUCUCUUACAUAUUUAAAUCGAUUCUGUCCGCAAUUUGUAUUGCAAAUCGUGCAAUUUACGAUAUAUUUAAGAAUAUUCAUAAGGUACAGUUGUAUUUACUCGUUCGCUCUGUAAAUAUCAUUUUUCAUAAUAAAAUUUUCAUAAAAAUAAA
Molecule: messenger RNA, 8129 nt
Organism: Galleria mellonella (greater wax moth)
Lineage: Eukaryota; Metazoa; Arthropoda; Insecta; Lepidoptera; Pyralidae
Product: golgin subfamily A member 6-like protein 22
Exons: 16
Coding region: 358-3687 (1109 amino acids)
Source: RefSeq, a predicted model, not a curated record